AUGUCCGCCCCCGGCUCAGCGGAUCCGGUGGAGAAUGCACAUGGUACUUCCAAAUCCAAGAAGAAGAGCAAGAAGAAGAAGGGCGCCGGCGGCGGAGGUGGUGGAGCGGGCGCGAAGGUGGAGGAGAGCGUGAAUGGGAACAGCGUGCCCGAGACGCCAGAACCGGAGGCACAGGAGGAGGAUGAGGAGACAGAAACAACAAGUAAUGCGACCCCAAAUAAUCACGACCACGACCCCGACUCCGGACCAGACACCUCCUCACAUACCCUCACAAAUGGCACCACGAGCCCUCCUCCCAGUGGUAUCUCCAAUGCCGUCGCGAAUGCUUUAGCACGCAGCCGCCAGCAGUCCUCCACAUCUCCCCCGACAGCGGACACGGAGGCGAGGCUAGAGGCGCUAGCGCAAGAGCGCGAUUCUCUACGCGCAGAGGUGACCGAACUACGGCGAGGCUUGGAAAGCAUACAGGAGAAGCAUGAGGAGGAGAUUGGAGGGCUGAAGGAGCAGCUAGAUGAGAGUAAUGAGGGGCGGGAGAAUGCGGAGGAGCAAUAUCGGAAUCUGCUGGGAAAGAUCAAUGGGAUCAAGAGGAGUUUGGAGGGACGGUUGCAGUCGGAUAAGGAAUCACUGGAACAAGCCCGCGGCCAAAUCGAGGAGCUGGAGUCAGAGAAUAGAGCCAUGCAAGAGGCGAAUUUGUCACUAAAUUCAGAUAUCAAUGAACUUCGCAAGGAGGCAGAAACACAGGCAUCGGAGAUUGCGAAUCUACGCAGCCGAGCGAGUUUAUCACAGCAGAAUUGGAUUAAAGAGAGGGACGAGUUGAUUGGGCGAGAAGCCUUUGCGCGAGAGGAGUUUGAAAACGCUAAACAGGCGAUGCAGGAUUGGGAAGUAUUGGCCAUGGAUGAGAGAUCAUUAAGGGAGAGUCUUAGUGAUCGAGUCACGGAACUUGAGGAGCAGUUGAGCUCGCAAAAAGAGGCGUAUGAGAGGGCGUCUAGUGAGCGGGAUACGCAGAGUUUGACCGUGGACGGGCUGCAGAGGGCGCUGCAGGAGGUUCAAAAUGCUCGUAAAACAGAACGGCGAGAACUGGUUGAGCAAGCGCAAUCUCAACUUGACGAUCUACGGAAGCAAUUACAAGCUACAGAGACAGCGGCUGAUCUCUCACGGACAACGCUCGAGACCACUCAAAAGGAGCUCGAGCGCGCAUUGCCGUUCGAAAAAGAGGUCAAGGAAAAGAAUCUGCUCAUUGGGAAACUCCGGCAUGAAGCUGUUACAUUGAACGAUCACCUUACGAAAGCGUUGCGGAUGUUGAAGAAGGGGAAACCCGAGGACAACGUCGACAGGCAAAUCGUAACAAACUACCUCCUCCACUUCCUCGCCAUAGAUCGCUCCGACCCAAAGAAAUUCGAGGCACUAAAUCUCAUUUCCGCUCUAUUAAAAUGGACAGACGAACAACGCGAACAAGCCGGUCUCGCCCGCCCAGGCGCCUCCUCAUUGACAGGCUCCCUCCGCAUUCCCCUCUCCCCAUUCCGCCGCACCCCUUCUACCCCCUCACUAACCACCGACACCCUCCUCUCCGCCAACAGCUCCACCAGCAAAGAAACGCUCGCCGAGCUGUGGUCGAACUACCUCGAGCAAGAAGCAGCACAGGAAAGCGUCCCCGGUGCCAGCUCGCGGAGAGGGAGUAAAGCUGCGGAUUUGAAGACG
Molecule: messenger RNA, 1695 nt
Organism: Mytilinidion resinicola
Lineage: Eukaryota; Fungi; Ascomycota; Dothideomycetes; Mytilinidiales; Mytilinidiaceae
Exons: 7
Biological process (GO): endoplasmic reticulum to Golgi vesicle-mediated transport; Golgi organization
Cellular component (GO): Golgi apparatus
Molecular function (GO): small GTPase binding
Source: RefSeq, a predicted model, not a curated record